This is a messenger RNA of Lynx canadensis (Canada lynx), 3790 nucleotides long. RefSeq names its product mab-21 like 3 (gene MAB21L3). The record is from RefSeq and is a predicted model, not a curated record. NCBI's taxonomy places the organism in Eukaryota, Metazoa, Chordata, Mammalia, Carnivora, Felidae. The coding region runs from base 1154 to 2242 and encodes 362 amino acids. The transcript is spliced from 7 exons.
GGAGGGCAGCCACAGCCACAGACAGAGGGAGGCAAAGCAAGUUUGUGCAUCUGAUGACAUACCUCUGGGGGAAACUUAGAACUGUAGGAGAGGCCCCACCAGAGCUAUUGGAAUCCUGAGUUAAUGAUUACAGUGAAGCAGAGUAAGGCCAAAAACAAGAGGACUCUGGUGAAACCGAAAAUGAGGUGGAGAGAGAAUUCCGCACCGUAGGAAAUUCAGUGAGAGAGAGGCUCAGGUUCUGUUGGUGAAACACUGAGUUUGGACUGACCGGCCAGUGGUAAGCCAAGAGAAGAAGGUUCUGAAAUAUUCUGGAGCACUUGAUAUCAUGCGAAGGGAAUUUUGAAUUACAAAUAGAAGAAAAUGGGAGAGCAAGGCAGUUUUGAGGAGGGGUAGGUUUACGAUAUUUACAUGGACUAUUUCGAUUUGCUACAGUGUUUCACAGAAGGGAUCUAUAGAAGCUGGCACGCCGCUGGGAUUUAUGAGGUGGGUGGAGCAGGGAGCUUGGCGAGGCCCAGAUGUGGCUUCCAGACCUGGCAGAGAGCGGAGGUAUGCAAAUGUGGUGGUUGCGGACAUCGGGCAGCGGAGUAGCCCAGGUGCCCAACAGUUGCUGAGCGCUCCCAGGUGGGUCUGGAAAGACAUUUGCUCAGAAGUGAGCUGGGCUCCCAGAAGCGCUCUAAUUUCUUCAGAUCAUCUGAUAGCAGUCUCUGAUGUUUACCAGCUUCAGGGAGAUCAGGCCAUUGUGAUUUUUUUUUUUUUUUUUUUUUUUUCUGUAAUAAAACUAGCCCCAGCCAGCCAGACUGGGAACUUACUGCCUGAGCUGUUUUCCAACAUGGUUUUGCUGGCAAAACUAGACAAGAGUGUUUCCUCGACUCUCAAGGGGCCUGUUUACACUGACUUUAUUUUUUACUGCCAGUUUUCAAGUGGGAAGAGGGAGAUUAUAUUUAAAGGUCAGCAGAUGACAAGCGAAUGCUCCCAAUUUGGAUAUGAGAGCUGAAGGGAAGAAUUGGGAAGGGAAGUGUCUGGUCCAUGUACACAUUCCCAAGGAAAUUUAGCACUGAGACUGACAUUCCUGGGAAACCAAUUUGCAACUGUUGUCCUCCACUGAGGGACAAACCACAACAUUGCUGCUCUACUAAGGAUUGACCGAGAAACCAUGAAAUCCCCGUCUGCAGGAGACUUGGAAGACUACCUACUGAAUAAGGUGGACUUGAGGCGCCAGCAGAUCUCGCAGAUUGUGGAGGAGGUACAGAGGGUCAUCCACCAUCUGACCACAGAGAUCAGCCUCCAAGACCUCCGAUUUCAGGCCGUCCCUUACUCUGACACAUACAAUGGGAACAUUAAGGUUUUGGCCCCCAGCCAGUUCCUCGUCACGGUCCCGGUGAAGGGCCUGGUGGGGUACAGGGAGGCCAGGGAGCAGCGCUGGCGAUACUACACCCUGCGGGGCACCAGGCUCCCCUGUCCCUUGCAGGACCCAGAGGGCCUGCGGCAGUGGCUGGAGGCGGAGCAGUUCAUGAAGAGCCAGUGGCAGUGGCAUGAGGCAGACGUGAACAUCGAGGGAGAUAUUGUGCCCGCCAAGGUGCUCCAGGUAUUCCGGAAGCUGGUAGAAAACGCAAUUGGAACCUGUCAUCUCUCAGGUAAGGUCAGCAUGCUGACGCAGCUCUCCGCAGUUUGGGUUGCCGUGGAAACCUCCACAUGUCAGGUGGAGCUAGAGCUGGUCCCCACGGUGGAGAUCCCUACCGUCUGGCCCGAGAAAGCUCGCUGGCCUCCCUGUCUGAAGCGCUGGCCUUCCCGACAACGAGUGGAGUGUAUCAAGUCGUUUGGGUUUGCCUUGUUGGCCUGUUCAAAUUAUCACUGGCAGCAGAGUUUCCUGCAGGCUGAGCAGGUGCUGCUAGACCAGCUGGAUGAGGACGGGGGCUGCCGCAGGAAGUGCUUCCAGGCCCUGAGGCAGAUGAAGGAGGACGUCUGGUGUCCGGGAAGGAGGCCUGUCGUCACGUCCCACCAUCUGCAGACGGUGCUCUUUUGGACUUGUGAGAAAUACCCCCACCCGAAGGAGUGGCAGGUGUUCAGCAAAGCGUUCCUGCGCCUGGUGAGGAAGCUGCACAAGUGUGUGAGCCAGCACUUUCUGAAGCACUAUUUCGUGCGCAAGAGCAACCUGCUCCAGCAUGCCAGCUCGGGCGAACUGGACACCGUGGCCCAGAAACUGGCUCUCUUCCUGAAGAACCCCCAGAUCGGCCUGCCCUGACGCUGCCCCUGCCUGGGAGGCUCUUGAACGCUUUAUCCUGGCUCGACCUCGUUCCCUGGAGGAUCCUGCUCAGGAGAGAAGCAACGUGUGGCACAGGAGAUGACAUUGGCCCACUAGCACUUAAGGGGGGAACACUGUACCCCAAGAUGUCCAAUCUCAGCUUCCCUAGAGCCAAGCAAGCAUUUCAGCCCUCACGAGCUACCUCUCUCGGGGACAAGCUGUCAUCAGGCUUCCCCAAGCCAUCGAUUCUGAGCUGCUGACAGCACUGGAUGUGUUCUCCUCGCUUGGGCUCUGAGUGUCUGCCAGGGAGGAUGGAGACAGGAACCCCUGGGGGGCCAGGCAUCGGCCUGCGGCCCAGGACUGGUGCUCCAGCCCACUGACCGUGGGCUCAUUACCUUUCCACUCGCAAAUGCAGCUGUGAAUGUACCUUUCUGAGCCUGGGGGACUAUGCUGGUGCCCUUACUAGAGGAGGGCACUGGGUCAACACAAAGUGUUAGUCAUUGGUUGGUAGCCAGUGUUUGCCUGCUGGAUCGGCACCAACACCGCUGACAGGGUGAUUGUGUCUGACCGGUGGGCACACCUGCCCUGGCCUUCCUGCCCUCAGUUCUCCUGAACCGUACUUUGGGUCGUGUGGUUCUAGCUGCUUCCCUGGUGUUCUCUAAGAGGGGAGAGGGUGGUUUUGAUGGCCAGUGUUGGCCAGAGGUGAAAGUUCAGCCCUGCUUGCCAGCCUGCUCCGGCCAUUCCCCUUUUCUUGUGCCCGAUGUUUUAUAUUCUUGGAAUGGGCCCAGGAUGAUGACCUCCAAGAAAUGGCUUGGUGUCACCCACCUCUCAAUACCUGCCUUUGCUCACUUCAUUUGCUCACUCAUUCAUGGGUAGAUACAUGCUCAUUAGGCACUGGGAGUAGAGCGAGGAGCCAAAUGGACAAAGGAUGUACCCGUUGGGGGACGGCACCUAAUGUCAAAGACAGGAAGUGCACAACAGAUAAAUAAACACGAUUAUUACAAAUGGUAGCAAGUGCCCUGAAGGAAACAAACAGGAUAUUGAAAUAGAGCCACAGAGAGCUCCUCGAAGGAUGAAAAUGCAAACAGCUGAAGGGGAAGGGAAGCGGGGGGGCAGGGCAGGCUUGGAGGGGCUGGAAUGGGUCAGAUCACUGAACCUUGUAAAGCUGGCAAGGAAUCUGUAUUUUAUUCUAAAAUCAAAGGCAUGACAGUUGGCCUUUCCCAGAGCAGUAGGGUAUGAUGAUAUGAUUUGCAUUUUGUUUGUUUAUUUAUUUAUGACUUGCAUUUUAAAUGACCAGUCCAGUGACUGUAUAAAGGGGGCAUAGUGUCCCACCCAAGAGUUGAGGCAUUGAAGGCCAGUAAGCCCACCCAUUUUGAAUUUCACUGAGAUCCACGGGCCACACAUCCCAUGUGGCACAAAGAAUGCUUGGGGAGGUCAAUGCUUUCUUCUGGUACUUAUUUAAGAUUUUCAACUCAAGGGAAUCCUUUAUUACUCAGAACAUUUCCCCCACCGAAAUUUCUAAAACCAUGAACAACUGAGUUUUUUUUU